Messenger RNA from Gossypium raimondii (Peruvian cotton), 1821 nucleotides. RefSeq names its product rhodanese-like domain-containing protein 8, chloroplastic. The record is from RefSeq and is a predicted model, not a curated record. The transcript is spliced from 9 exons. NCBI's taxonomy places the organism in Eukaryota, Viridiplantae, Streptophyta, Magnoliopsida, Malvales, Malvaceae. Bases 225 to 1505 code for a protein of 426 amino acids.
UAGUUGCCAACUUAUUCUAGAGAAAGAAGCAUAAAUCCAAAGUUAAACCCUAACGUAAUUUAUCAAAAAAUUAGUAACUUACAACUUGUUGUUAGAACCCCUUAUUGCCGUUGUGUCACUUCAUAUCUAUCUCUGUACAGUCUUCUUUGACAACAAUUCCCCCGUUAACAUACACUAAAUAGGAUAGACAGUAAAAAGAAAGCAGCAAGAACCGAAAGGGGAGGAUGGGAGGUUGGAGUGUACAUUCUGUGUCGACUCCUCUCAGUUUGAGUUUGGGCUCACACUCAUUGCCCAAGCCUGCUUAUUACUGUUGUUUCAAUUAUGGUUUUCCAGUAAAAUCCAGGAAAGCUCCUUUUUGUGCUAUUUCGAUUCGUUGCUGUGCAUCUGCAUCUAAAUCCUACAACGUUAAUAAAAUCCUGCAAGCUGAGCCUGAGAUUGAUGAUUUCGUGGUGGUCAAUUUUUAUCGCUUUGUCUUCAUCAGAGACCCUCAACACGAAAUUGCUAAGCACCUCACUUUCUUAAAGGGUUUGGACAUACAUGGCCGAAUCUAUAUAAACGAACAAGGGAUUAACGCACAGUAUAGUGGGCCCUCAAAACAUUCUUUUGCAUAUGUUGAAUGGUUAAAAGAAGAUGACAGAUUUUCAGAUAUACUAGUUCAGACAUCUCCUGCGUUUAACGGGCAUGCCUUUCCCAAACUGAAGCUGCGAUAUAAGCCUUCACUUGUACAAUUGGAAGGAGGAAUUUCUCACCUCCCUUUGCUUGACCCAUCAAUGCGAGCGACAGCUAUAGCACCAUCAGAAUGGAGGAAAAGACUAGAAGCAGUAAAAAACAAUGAUACGGCAUCAAAUACAAAUCCUAGAACAAACUAUAUUUUGCUGGACGUAAGAAAUGGUUAUGAAUGGGAUAUUGGUCAUUUUCAUGGUGCUCAACGACCAGAUGUGGAUUGCUUUAGAAGCACUUCAUUUGGAAUAUCUCCAACUGAGGGUGUUGCUUCAGAUCAGCUAUUACAAGUUGAUAAAGAAAAAACUGAUAUUUUGAUGUAUUGCACAGGAGGUAUACGUUGUGAUGUAUAUUCAACAAUCUUAAGACAACAGGGUUUUCAAAAUUUGUACACCUUGGAGGGAGGGGUAUCUCAUUACCUCAAAACUGAAGGUCCUGUAAAAUGGAUUGGGAACUUAUUCACAUUUGACUCUCGUCUUUCUCUCCCACCAUCUGCCUAUAACCAUGAAACAAUGAUUGAAGCCAGCAUGACUCAGCAAGCAUUUGACAGUGAUAAAUUUGCUAAAUGCUACGUUUGCAAUUCACAAGUUUCUGAGUUAAGGCACCGGAACUGUGCCAAUCUUGACUGCAACUUUCUUUUCUUAUGUUGUGAAAACUGUGUGAUGGAUUUGGGAGGAUGUUGUUCUUACAAUUGCAUGACUGCGCCCCGACGCAGACCUGUUUUACCGGGGUUUCAAAGAUACAAAAAGUGGCAUGUGUAUCGAGAUCAGAAAGUCGAAGCUUGAGCUCAAUGAAGAAUUCACGAUUAGGAUGUUUUUGAGUGUUACCUCCAGCCGCCGCCUUUUCUUGUAAGGCCUUUGCAUCUCUUUCCCAGCGUUGUUCAGGGGUCAAUCUGUCGUCCUUGGAUUUUCAAUCUACGAAAGAUCCAACUUCUUGCUUUUUCUAUGUUUGUGCUCAAUCAAAUUCCAUGUUUUAGUGAAUUUAAGAGAAGAUUAGGUGAUACUUUUAUGGUUUCACAAUAUAUAUUCAGUUUUCAUUCAUUUGAAAUCUUUUUUUAAUCUCUUGAUCGCUAUUAUGAUGAUCAUCAUCGUUUGAUUUUGA